This is a messenger RNA of Hyla sarda, 1092 nucleotides long. It is a transcript of the gene LEPROT, whose product is annotated as leptin receptor overlapping transcript. Bases 141 to 536 code for a protein of 131 amino acids. Gene Ontology annotation, biological process: negative regulation of growth hormone receptor signaling pathway; late endosome to vacuole transport via multivesicular body sorting pathway. Gene Ontology annotation, cellular component: endosome. The transcript has 4 exons. The record is from RefSeq and is a predicted model, not a curated record. Lineage: Eukaryota; Metazoa; Chordata; Amphibia; Anura; Hylidae.
ACAGGUUGAGGCAACCAAUCAGAGAGCAGCAUGCCGCGUUGCCGUGUUCCUGGCUGCGCUUCCGGUUUCUCCUCAGUGGCUGACAGUCAGGAAGCUGCAGUGUAAACAGACACUGUACCAAAGAGAUCUCUGCACUAAACAUGGCGGGGAUUAAAGCACUUGUCGGUUUAUCGUUUAGCGGCGCCAUCGGUCUUACCUUCCUCAUGCUGGGAUGUGCCUUAGAGACUUACAAGUCUUAUUGGCCUCUCUUUGUUUUGAUAUUCUACUUUAUUAGCCCCAUUCCAUAUCUUAUUGCCACAAGAGUCAGUGAUGACACAGACGCAGCAAGCAGUGCCUGCCGAGAACUGGCGUACUUCUUUACCACCGGGAUUGUGGUAUCUGCAUAUGGCCUUCCCAUUAUUCUUGCCAGAAUAACUGUGAUCUUAUGGGGAGCCUGUGGCCUGGUCCUCGCAGGGAAUACGGUGAUUUUCCUCACCAUUCUGGGAUUUUUCUUCGUCUUCGGAAGAGGAGAUGACUUUAGCUGGGAGCAGUGGUAACCCCUGCAGCAUUUCAUAUUGUAUGCAUCAGUGUUUCCCAACCAGGGUGCCUCCAGCUGUUGCAAAACUACAACUCCCAGCAUGCCCGGACAGCCUUCGGCUGUCCGGACAUGCUGGGAGUUGUAGUUUUGCAACAGCUUGAUGUACCCUGUUUAGAAAACACUGGUGUGUAUAUACAACACUUGUCUGUUGAUCACGGCCUCUUCUCAUGUAUAUGUAACAGUGAAGCGGAGGAGGCCGUACGUCCUACAUGACAUUGCAGAUUUCGUUCUUUAUAACAUAUAUGUUUAGUUUUGUAAAAAAAAAAUAAUGUUUUUUCUGAGCGACACACGAGCGUGUUCUCCGUGUUUCCCAGGCUAACGUCUCUUUUUUUUAUACAUGUAUACCCUACCGUGGUUUGGAACAUGCAGCGUGUCAUUUCUACGGCUUUUUAUGUGUUUUUCUCUUUUUUUUCUUUUUUUUGUUGUUGAAACUGACGCACUUUUAAAAGAUUUGUAACUUACAAUUUAUGCAGAAUGGAGGAAAAAAAAUAAACUAUAAUGAAUUUUUUGUAUAA